Molecule: messenger RNA, 1813 nt
Organism: Arabidopsis arenosa
Lineage: Eukaryota; Viridiplantae; Streptophyta; Magnoliopsida; Brassicales; Brassicaceae
Source: the annotation of a GenBank genome assembly
CUCUCUUCUUCAUUAAACUCAUCUUCAAAAAUACCCUAAUCACAUUUUGUAACAAUAAUACAAUUACACAUUAAAACUCUCCGAAGAUGCCUCAGGCACCGAUGCCAGAGUUCUCUAGCUCGGUGAAGCUCAAGUACGUGAAACUUGGUUACCAAUAUUUGGUUAAUCAUUUCUUGAGUUUUCUUUUGAUCCCGAUCAUGGCUAUCGUCGCCGUUGAGCUUCUUCGGAUGGGUCCUGAAGAGAUCCUUAAUGUUUGGAACUCACUUCAGUUUGACCUAGUUCAGGUUCUAUGUUCUUCCUUCUUUGUCAUCUUCAUCUCCACUGUUUACUUCAUGUCCAAGCCACGUACUAUCUAUCUCGUUGACUAUUCUUGUUACAAGCCACCUGUCACGUGUCGUGUCCCCUUCGCAACUUUCAUGGAACACUCUCGUUUGAACCUCAAGGACAACCCUAAGAGCGUUGAGUUCCAAAUGAGAAUCCUUGAACGUUCUGGCCUCGGUGAAGAGACUUGUCUCCCUCCGGCUAUUCAUUAUAUUCCUCCGACACCAACCAUGGACGCGGCUAGAAGUGAGGCUCAGAUGGUUAUCUUCACGGCCAUGGACGAUCUUUUCAAGAAAACCGGUCUUAAACCUAAAGACGUCGACAUCCUUAUCGUCAAUUGCUCUCUCUUCUCCCCCACGCCAUCGCUAUCCGCUAUGGUCAUCAACAAAUAUAAGCUUAGGAGUAAUAUCAAAAGCUUCAAUCUCUCCGGGAUGGGCUGCAGCGCGGGCCUGAUCUCAGUUGAUCUAGCCCGCGACUUGCUCCAAGUUCAUCCCAAUUCAAAUGCAAUCAUCGUCAGCACGGAGAUCAUAACGCCUAAUUACUAUCAAGGAAACGAGAGAGCCAUGUUGUUACCCAAUUGCCUCUUCCGCAUGGGCGCGGCAGCCAUACACAUGUCAAACCGCCGGUCUGACCGGUGGCGAGCCAAAUACAAGCUUUCCCAUCUCGUCCGGACCCACCGCGGUGCUGACGACAAGUCUUUCUACUGUGUUUACGAACAGGAAGACAAAGAAGGACACGUUGGCAUCAACUUGUCCAAAGAUCUCAUGGCUAUCGCCGGUGAAGCCCUCAAGGCAAACAUCACCACAAUAGGGCCUUUGGUACUACCGGCGUCAGAACAACUUCUCUUCCUCACGUCCCUAAUCGGACGUAAAAUCUUCAACCCAAAAUGGAAACCAUACAUACCGGAUUUCAAACUGGCCUUCGAACACUUCUGCAUUCACGCAGGAGGCAGAGCGGUGAUCGACGAGCUCCAGAAGAACCUACAGCUAUCAGGAGAACACGUUGAGGCUUCGAGAAUGACACUACAUCGUUUUGGUAACACGUCAUCGUCAUCGUUGUGGUACGAGCUUAGCUACAUCGAGGCUAAAGGGAAAAUGAGGAGAGGCGAUCGUGUUUGGCAGAUUGCGUUUGGAAGCGGUUUUAAGUGUAACUCAGCCGUGUGGAAGUGUAACCGUACGAUUAAGACACCUAAGGACGGACCAUGGUCCGAUUGUAUCGACCGUUACCCUGUCUUUAUUCCCGAAGUUGUCAAACUCUAGACUGAAAACGUCUUUGGAGGGUUUAGUAAUGGUUUGAUUUCGUGUUACGGUUUAGGUUUAUUUGGUCUCGGGAUUUGGUUGAAAGAGGGGAUUGAGAAAUGGAAGUUAGAGAGAAGAAAAAGCGAAGCAUAAAUGUUUGUAUUUAAUUGCUCUGCAUAUACUUAAAUCUCUGCUUUUCAUUUGGGGUAUUUUUUAGUUUCUCGUGCUGUAAUUAAUAACUUGUGGUGUAUCAA